This is a messenger RNA of Ceraceosorus bombacis, 1140 nucleotides long. The record is from the annotation of a GenBank genome assembly. NCBI's taxonomy places the organism in Eukaryota, Fungi, Basidiomycota, Exobasidiomycetes, Ceraceosorales, Ceraceosoraceae.
AUGGCCGCUGACAGUGCCACUGGGGAGGGCUCAACGCCCAGAGCUGCCGCCUCGCGCAAGUCAGCAAUUCCAUCCACCGCCGUGGCCAUGCCAGCGGUGACGCAUCCACACUUCGACAAAGCUGACCGCCUUGACUCAGUCAAACGCUAUCCCCAAUGGAAGCGACAAGUACGCGCCAUGUUGUGACAGAUGGACGCCUUACAGCUCAUCGAGCCAAUUGAUGACAGGCUGCCUGAAAACCAUCGCGAACUGAACCGGGCAGCUUGCGGCCUCCUCUCCCGGGCCAUGGACCCAAAAUACCUGGACAUUCUUGACGGCCACGAGUCUGAUGUCCACGAAAUGUGGAAGGCCAUCUCUGCCUACUUCACACCACCGACCAGUGACGGCAAAGUCCGCACCGCUCAACACUGGUUUCGCUUCACUCAGACUGACAGCGACAUCAACGUCCACAUCCGGGACUACAAAAACCUCGUCGCAUCCAUGCGAGAUCUUACCAUUACACAGGACAAUUGGUGGCUGGUCAUCCGCUUCCUUGACUCUCUCAACACGGACUACGACCGCAUCCGAGAGAAGCUGCUUGAGAAGCAACCCAUUCCUACCCUUGAGGAAGUGUUCACCCGCAUACAUGAUGAGUGGCUCUCCGCUCGAGACCGCCACACCGCACUUGCAGCCUCUGCGCCCUCCAGGCAUCCAUCACGCACCCCAAGCCCCGCGCUACGCGAUGGACCGCCACCGGCACCCUGUCGCAAAUGCGGUGGCAAUCACUGGAAUGCACAAUGCGCUGCCACUCAGGCCACACUUGACGCCUUCAAGAACAAGUCCAAGAAGAAGCCGUCUGCGCAUCUCGCAUCCGCCCCCCAUCAACCCAUGGGACUAGCAGGGCAGCCGGCCCCAGUCGAGGAUCUGGGAGAGACAAGCGUAGGAGAUAGCUCCCAAGGCACAGACGUCCUGCUUGGGUGGGCCGCCACCCACUUACCAGCCACACACAUCGGACUCUCUGCCAUGGGCAAUACCACCGACUGGUACCUUGACUCUGGAGCCACGCAACACAUGACUGGGGGCCAUCACCACUUGACCUCGGCUAAGCCAUUUGCAUCCACCAUUCAAGGCAUUAACUCGACUGCCCCCGUCACCCAUUGA